Kockovaella imperatae is the source of this 951-nucleotide messenger RNA. RefSeq lists its product as hypothetical. The record is from RefSeq and is a predicted model, not a curated record. The transcript is spliced from 3 exons. NCBI's taxonomy places the organism in Eukaryota, Fungi, Basidiomycota, Tremellomycetes, Tremellales, Cuniculitremaceae. Bases 118 to 885 code for a protein of 255 amino acids.
CUUUUGUUGCCACUGAUGUGCCACGCCGGGUGGGUCGUCGCGUUGAAUUCAGCUGGUCUCGCUUUGAUUUCGAAUCUGUUCAUCGACCACGCGAAUCACGCAUCUCGCUGACUGAUCAUGACGACCAGCAUCACAGAUGCCAGGUUCACCUCCCUCCAUUUCACCCCCGGCCACCUACUGUCCCUCUCGAUAGACGAUGAACCAGAAACAGGAUGGUCCGUCAUGCCUGGAUAUGACCAGACUCUUCCUAUCCCUUAUCACUUGGAGCCUCCGCGUUUAGAUGCAGAUGAAACCCUGCCUAGUCAAUUACAUCCCUCUUAUCCAUUUGGUCGUCCGCCAACGGUCGGUAAACCACUGCGACCUUGGAUGUCUGGACCUGGGAAUCUGCUUGGGACGAUAGGGGAGAUGGACGGCAGUUCUGGCCUAGGGAGAGCAGGUAUGAUAGGAUCAUUUGGGAGGGGAGAUGCGUGGGACGAGUUGGCGAUGCGCGGCAUCAUAGAGGUUGAACAGAGGAAAGAGGUUCCUCCCGGCAUGGCGGGCGCGAAGAGACCUCCAUCACCACCAUCACCCUCCUUGCAUCCUUCACUGGUUCCCGGUCCUAGAUCAUUCCACCUCCGUAAUCAUCUCGCUCGUCAGCGACAGGCAUCUCCUUCUGCACCAGUUGAUCCGUUUGACGCCCCUGUCCCGAAUGAGACCUUUGUGGGGGAAGAACAGGAUCCUCCAGCCCCAGAGGAAGGACAAGCCAUUCCUCAAGGCGGAGCAGCUGGGAAUGUCGGUGGGACAGCUACUCAGGCUCAGGGAGCCACUCAACGGGAAGGUACACAGAAUCGACCGGAGAGGGGUCAGACACAGAGAAGUCAAACGACAGGCGAGGAUGAUGGGUAGCUUUGGGCAGCGAAUGCCUUCACGACCGGAUGACAUAUUACGCCCUUGCAUGAUGACCAUUCUACU